CGUGAGCAAGGACCGCCAGCACCUCGCAGUUAGCUUCUCCUUGGAGCCAGCAAAUCCAGUUGUGCUGCAGGAUUACGGUCGAGUAACUGGGGGCUUUGAGGGGAGGAAAAAAAGAGGAGGUGCUCUGGUGAGCUGGUGGGCUUCCUCUGCCUUACAGACACAUUUUAUUGACUUGCUAAUUGGAUGAGGCACUCGGAGGAGAGGAUGCGGUGACCGAGAGGAGCUGUUCUCUGGAGGACCGAUCCAGACACAAGGAAGGAUUUCAGAAUUUCUUCCAUUUUUGGGGUACAUAACAACAAAAAGGGUUUUCCCCCAGCAGCCGUCAUGCUGCUCCCUUUCACCUAUUUCUAUUUCCCUCUUGGAUCAAUCAUCUUUUCCUCGUCAACGCCAUCUGAUGUCCUGUUUGAUACUAAUUGAUCGCCAAAGGAAUCCUUCAUUUUUUGCAUAAGGACCCGUCUCACUGAUGUGCGACAGAAUGACGUUCACUCCUGCUCCCAUGACUGAGGUUUGCAUGCGGGGCCUGGUCGGAGAAAAGGUGCCACUGUGCUGAGGUGUUCUGUCCCAAUGAGCCAAGCAGACAACCCACAGCGACGAACCACCUACCUCAUCUCCCUCACUCUGGUGAAGGUUGAGGCUUUGCCAGAGGAUGUAGCCGGGAACCAAGCGGAGCAGGAGGGGGAAGGGAGCCCAAAGGAGAGGGAGGAGGUGAGACAUGCCUCCAAAGAGGGGGAAGGAUGUGUUGGCCCACAAGUGUCGGACAAAGCAAACACACAAGUGGAAGAACAAGGGGAGCAGGUGCGUGUCAAGUAUGACAGCCCGAUUGGGAAAUGGGGGAAAGCUGAGAGGAGAGACCAAAAAGACCUUGUCCCAGUCGCUAAAAGCAAGGAGACUUCUGUUGUCCACCCCCCGUUGAGGCAAAUGGUGAAGGUGUACAGCGGAAGCAGCUUUGAGGCCACCGUACGCAGAGAGGGGCCUCGCAACGACGCCUCGCGGCCCAAGACGGAGCUCUACCGAGAGCCUCCUAGGCUCUUCCUAAAGGGGGAAAACGGAGCUGAGCUCAACAACCGCUCGCGUUGCAGCCUCCCGUUUUCGGUGCCGCCUCAGGUCAGCCAGCGCCCCGAAGUCCUGAUGAGGUCGCAUACGGGGGCCAACUCCGCAUGCUGGAGGGAAGCCAGAGAAGCCAACACCAGCUUGUAUCACUCUGCUAAGACUUUGGAGCGGAGGGAAAACCGUAUCGGGGAGCAGUCCCCCUUAAUGGCAACUACAACUCUGGGGCCUUAUAGGGCGUCUUGGGCCGACAGCGACGGCAGAGGAACGCUCAUUCGUCCUACAGCUCCGCUCAGUGGAGGCUAUUCUGGAAUAAUGAACAGGGAGAACUCUCACGAGGACAGAUUUAAGGUUUCCUUGGGUACACCUGUUCCCUGUGACGGGAACAGACCUCAAAGAAAAGCCACCAGUCGCACCCUAGAUAACAGUGACCUGCAUUGCCUAUCUGAGGACAGCAGGAGAGGGAAAGAGGGCCAAGGAGGAACAAUCCAGAGAGCCCCCGCCCGUGACCGCAAGAUGCUCAAGUUCAUUAGUGGGAUUUUCUCCAAAAGUGCAGCUGUGCCCCCAAAUGUCAGCACUGCGUCCGUUCUCUAUCCCGCUGUGGAGAGGGGCUCCAGCGAGGAGGAGGCGACAUGCACCAGCAGUCAGGAAUGGACCAUCACUCAAACUGUACAAGAACUUCACCUAGCUGUGCUGGGAGGGCUAUGCAGUGGGAAGUCUGCACUGGUCCAUAGACACUUGACAGGAAGUUACCUGUCGCUGGAGAAUGCUGAGGGGCGUCAGUACAUUAAGGAUGUCUUGAUUGAUGGACAGAGCCACUUCUUGAUCAUCAGAGAAGAAACUGAACUCCCAGGAGCCCAGUUUGCAAGCUGGCUAGACGCAGUUAUCCUGGUCUUCAGUUUGGAAAACGAGGCCAGUUUCCAGGAAGUGUACAAGAUCUACCACCAGCUUGCUGUGCACCUGCCUGUCACCGAGAUACCUUUCGUAGUCGUGGGCACACAGGAUAAGAUCAGCAACAGCAACCCCAGGGUCAUCGAUGACGCUCGGGCCAGGCAGCUCUGCUCGGAUGUGCGCCGUUGCACCUACUACGAAACAUGCGCCACGUACGGACUCAACGUUAACAGGGUUUUUACUGAUGCGGCUCAGAAGAUCAUGGCGGCCAAGAAGCAAGCCGCUUUACUGGCUUGCUGUAAAUCUCUUCCCAACUCUCCUAGUCACUCUGGAGGCUCCACCCCAGUCUCUGGUGUCUUUACAGGACAGGCCAGUAAUGGGGGUCAGAGUAGCGAUUACUCCUCAUCACUUCCCUCCACCCCCGUGAUUAGCCAUAAAGAGAUUGGCAGGUCGGCAAGAGGGGAGAAACAGGACAGUGGCACUCCUGGCUCAGUCCGCAGUGCCACCCGCAGACGCACCGCACGCUUUUCGGGUCGAAGAGGCAGCGACUCAGCCAGGGGAAGUGCAGACUGCAAAGGAGAUGUGGGAAGUGGGCGCUUCAUUCCCAUCAAGCAGGUAAGACAAAGAUGCAGAAUACAAAUUUCUAGUCCAUCCAAUGAACAUCAGCAGAGGACAUCACACCAGGACUACUUUCAAAUGACACGUAAGUCGGUGUCAUUGUGUGAAUGCCAUCCCCCAUAUUGGCUAGACAAAUACAUUGUGGGUGUUUUUGUCCGCCACCUGCCAUCAAGCUAUCAAGAUAUUAACUGUGCAUUUUCACUUAUUUUUUUCUGUGACCUCUACCAGGGUUUUUUGCUCAAGCGCAGCGGGAACACACUCAACAAAGAGUGGAAGAAGAAAUACGUCACACUCUCCAGUGAUGGCAUACUGUCAUACCACUCCAAUGUUAAUGACUACAUGCUGAAUACCCCCGGGAAAGAAAUGGACCUGUUGCGAGUGACUGUGAAGGUGCCAGGCAAACGCCCCCCACGUGCUGUACCUACUGGCGGCCCUCCAGUCGGGCUCAACGGGAGGGUCAAAGAUGGGCAGGGACCAGAGGGUGUCAGCCUGGUUCCUGUCAGUGCCAGCAGCCUCCUGCAAGUGGACGACAUGGAGGGUCUGGGAGGCGGUCUCUUCCUGAGGAGUAACAGAGGCGUGCAGCGAUGUUCCUCCAACGUCUCCAACCACGCUCAAAGUGUCGACUGUGCAGUUGAGGGCGUGUCCAGCUCCUCGUCCACCAAAGACGUUGGCUCCACGUCCCCGGUGGAGGACAGGAAGAAGCAUCGCAGAAAGAAGAGCAUGAACCAGAAAGGGGACGCCACCAUUGGCCAAGCAGACGCCAAGCGCAAAAUGUGGAAACUUAAAAGCUUUGGGAGCUUAAGAAACGUGAGCAAAACAGAUGAAGAAAACACUGACUUCCUCAUUGUGUCGAGUUCUGGCCAGACGUGGCAUUUUGAAGCCCAGAGUGUGGAGGAGAGAGACUCCUGGGUGCAGGUCAUCGAGAGCCAGAUCCUGGCCAGUCUGCAGCUGUGUGAGAGUAGUAAGAACAAGGCUCGCAAGAACAGCCAGAGCGACGCCGUGGUUCUGCAGGCUAUUCGCAAUGCAAAAGGGAACAACUUCUGCGUCGACUGCGAUGCUCCCAAUCCAACGUGGGCCAGUUUGAACCUUGGCGCCCUCAUAUGCAUCGAGUGUUCAGGGAUCCACAGGAACUUGGGGACUCACGUUUCACGCGUUCGCUCUCUGGAUCUGGACGAUCUGCCACGAGAGCUCACACUGGUUCUCAGUGCCAUUGGCAACCAUAUGGUUAACUGUAUAUGGGAGGCUCGCACCAUGGGCCACCGUAAACCCCCGCCUGAUGCUACUCGAGAGGAACGAGAGUCAUGGAUUCGGGCCAAAUAUGAGCAGAAACUCUUUGUGGCGCCAUUGCCUCCUCCCACUCCCAAUGAGGGUCCAGACAUCACACUGUCCGGUCGUCUUCUUCUGGCGGCGAUGGAGCACAACCUCCCCAAACUGCUGCUCUUCUUGGCCCACUGCACUAAGGAGGACAUCAACGGCCCCGCCAGCAUGGCGCUCUCCUCCCGGUCCCUCCUGGCACUGCGGCUGCCCGGUUCAGCCCUUCAUGCUGCCUGUCAGCAGGCCGACGUGGUGAUGACACAGCUUCUUGUUUGGUAUGGAUGUGACGUUCGGUACAGGGAUGCUCAGGGGCAAACAGCACUGACCCUGGCUCGCAUGGCGGGCAGCCAGGAGUGCGCCGACAUCCUGCUGCAGUACGGAUGUCCCAAUGAAGCCGCCCCUUCAUUUGCCACAACUGCCGGAUUCGCAUCCGCAGUCAACCCAUCCAUCCCCGUUGCCAUGACUCCGAACAUGCCGGUCGCCACGACCCUCAAGAUCUCGCACAGGGGUGGCGGCGCGAGCUUCAGCUACAGUACGUCAAGAAAAGCUGUGUCAUAAGACUGGAGGGAAUUUUUUUUUAAAGGAUUGUUGUCAGAUUGAGGCCUGCACAUUCAGAAUGAAGGAGCAUGUGGCCAGAUGUUGCACUAGUCCUGUGCCACAAGCGCUAUUACGCUGGUGAGAAAGAGAGAAAGAGAGAGAGAGAGAGAGAGAGAGAGAGAGAGAGAGAGUCCAACUGGCAAACUGGCACAUGCAACAAAAGUCAAGAAAGUUUGUUGGAGGGGGAAUCUAAAGUCCAAAUGUAAAGAACUGCAAUAAGCUAAUAAAUUGGUCUGUAUGUAUCAGUUUGAAAUGCCAUCACUUUACUGGUAUUUUCAAGAGAGUGUUUAUAUUGUGUUGGAUUCAAUGCAGCCAAACAGACAGACAGUUCAUUUUAAAGUUGCGCUACAAAGGCUGCUUUUGUUUUGAACAAAAUCUAGAGAUAUGAUGAUAGAAUUCUAUAAAUCUAAAAAAAAAAAAAGAAAAAAAAAAGUUCAGAGUUCUUAAUUUCCAGAAUUGUUAUUGUACUUUUUGUACAGGUGGUUCUGAGUACAAAAGUGGCUGGAGAAGAGAUUUGAAGUUUCUUGCUUUGGUGUUCCUUUGAUAAUUAAAUCUUGAAAGCUCAAGACUAAAAUUUAUAUGUAAUGUUUGUAUCACUGUGCGCGACAUAAACACCGUACAUGAUUUGUGCAUUGUAGAUCUCUUGAAAGUGAAUGACUCCAAGCUGCAGGCCACCGUGGUGAUGUGCAUAUGAGCAAAGAAAAUGCCUUCAUUUCAACUGAAUGUAUUUAAAACCAUCACGUCAUCAGGAAGAGGUGCAGCCUUAAUGGAUGUUACCUGACUCUCCUCCUAUGACUAAUAGAGAUUAAAACUAUUGUUAAAUAGAUUGUUUUCACAUGUACGUAUAUAUACAAGUGAGCAUUGGAAUGAAUGUUUGCAAGUGGCUGAUAAUCAGUGUGAGGAAAAGAGGAAUUUUGCCCACAUGGAGAUUUAAAGAGUAGCAUAAAAAGAAGUCACCCAUCCGUACUCGAUGUAAUUUUGUGUUCAUCUAAUGAAUGUUGCAGAGUAUACAUGUCUGUGCUGUAAAGAGUCUCUAUUCAUUUGUAUUUUUUUAAUUCAUGCAAUGAUUCAUAAAGCAUUCAU
This is a messenger RNA of Phycodurus eques (leafy seadragon), 5550 nucleotides long. Its product is annotated as arf-GAP with GTPase, ANK repeat and PH domain-containing protein 1-like. Lineage: Eukaryota; Metazoa; Chordata; Actinopteri; Syngnathiformes; Syngnathidae. The record is from RefSeq and is a predicted model, not a curated record. Gene Ontology annotation, cellular component: nucleus. The coding region runs from base 565 to 4428 and encodes 1287 amino acids. Gene Ontology annotation, molecular function: protein binding; GTPase activator activity; GTP binding. The transcript is spliced from 20 exons.